AUGCCUCUUCCCGACACCAUGUUCUGCGCGCAGCAGAUCCACAUUCCCCCGGAACUGCCGGACAUCCUGAAGCAGUUCACCAAGGCUGCGAUCCGCACCCAGCCGGCCGACGUGCUGCAGUGGUCCGCGGGAUAUUUUUCAGCUUUGUCAAGAGGAGAUCCACUUCCUGUAAAAGACAGAAUCGAGAUGCCCAUGGCCACUCAGAAAACAGACACAGGCCUGACUCAAGGACUCCUUAAAGUUUUGCACAAGCAGUGUAGCCACAAGGAAUAUGUGGAAUUAGCAGAUCUUGAGCAGAAAUGGAAAAAUCUGUGCCUGCCAGUAGAAAACUUCAGAGCUCUCUUGCAGUUGGAUCCUUGCGAAAACAAAAUCGAGGGGAUAAAAUUUUUAGCGCUUGGAUGCAGCAUGCUUGGUGGGUCAUUGAACACUGCGAUGAAGCUCCUGUGUGAGAUCCUGACUGCUGACCCCGAGGGGGGGCCUGCGCGCAUUCCCUUUGAGACUUUCUCCUACGUCUACCGUUACCUGUCGGGACUCGACUGGGAUAUACCUGCGUCAGACACGGAGUCCUACCUCUCCUCUCUGAAGGACAGCGUAGACUCUAGAAAGAAUGGCAUGAUAGGACUUUCAGAUUUCUUCGUUCUAAAGAGGAAAAUUUAG
This is a messenger RNA of Lipotes vexillifer (Yangtze River dolphin), 657 nucleotides long. RefSeq names its product rhophilin associated tail protein 1 like (gene ROPN1L). The record is from RefSeq and is a predicted model, not a curated record. Lineage: Eukaryota; Metazoa; Chordata; Mammalia; Artiodactyla; Lipotidae.